AUGCUUCAAGCUUCCUUUCUGUGUGACAAUAAGUCUUCUUCUUUACUUUGCCUACCCAACAAGAUGGGGGAGUUUUUCUAUGAAGAUUGCCCAACCUCCCGCCCGAUCUUGCUGCUACAGAGGAGAGGGAAGACGGAGUCUACCCGUCGGUUACUUCCUCCAUGGAUAUUUGCUCAUGAAAUAAAGAAUUUUGUCGAGUUGCAGCGCAAGCAGCAGGAGGUGACCCUUGACGCAAGGGGGAGUAUACCUCCAAAAGACGGUAGACUUACCCCUCUUGCUGUUAAUGUAGUGGAUAGCGAGAGUGAAUCUUUCUUAGGCUGCGGCCUCUUUCAUUCUCGCCCGCUUAUUGCUGCCAGGAUUAUUGAGGGUGUAUCGUCCUCUACGUCUUUAGAUGCAGCUUUCUUCCGACAGAAACUGCGCGAGGCAGCUUUGAGAAGAAAGGGAUUGCCGCCAGAUGCACUGAAUCCCGCAGCAGCAGCAGCAGCAGCAGCAGCAGCAGGUUCUUCAGUAUCAGGAUCAGCAGCCGCACCAGCUGCUGCAGAUCGUAACCAUCAGAGCCUCCCCCCACACUCCGCCGCAAAAGACACUGCCCUUCCUUCUAUCCCCCGUGGCUUCUAUCGCCUAGUUAACGGGGAAAGUGACGGCCUCCCUGGGAGCGAGCUGCUGACUGGUCCGCUAGUUGCAGCAAUAAAAGAAGAAAUGCAGCCAACAGCAUUGGUGCUGCGCAAUGACAGUUUGCUGCGGCAGCUAGAGAGAGAUGCAUCUUUGCAGUCAUACUCUGCAUGCAUUAGCGGGGAAGUGACCAACUGGCAAUGGAUUAAGGAAGGAGGCUGCAGUUUCCCUGUAGAUCUCCUUAACAGCCCCGACACAGGCUGGUACUACGAUAGGCGGGAGGUGCGGAAGGCGGUGGCGGAGUUGCCUAUGGGGGGAAGGAUGCUUGAUCUUUAUUGCCAUUCUGCAGCAUUCAGCAUCAUGGCACUAUGUAGUGGUGCAGCAACGAGCUCUGUAUGCGUCGAUAUAUCCAGCGGUUCCCUUGAGCUAGCAGCAGCAGCAGCAGCAGCAAAUGGCGUACAGCAGCAGCUGGUGCUGCAGCAGGCCGAUGCACUAAAAUGGCUGCUGCAGAGAGCCAGCAGCAGCCCUCCUCCUCAUGGCUCUCUUCCUGCUGCGGAUAACGAAGCUGCUGCUGCUGCUGCUGCUAACGAGUUCGAUGUAGUUGUUAUAGAUCCUCCUCCUCCUUAUAGACAAGGACUUGUUGCUGUGUAUACAGAGGAGCUGCUGCAGCUUGCUGCUGCUGCUGCUAAGCUAAUCAGCAGCAAAGGGCGUCUUAUUCUUAUUGACAGCAGCAGAUUCCUUGAUCUACAAGAAUUAAUGAAUAUUCUUAUAGAUGCUAUGGCCAUUGCUCGCAGAACAGGUGAGCCAGCAGCAGCAGCAGCAGCAGCAGCAGCAGCAGCAGCAGCAGAUAGGUAG
Messenger RNA from Eimeria maxima, 1467 nucleotides. RefSeq lists its product as hypothetical. The record is from RefSeq and is a predicted model, not a curated record. The coding region runs from base 1 to 1467 and encodes 488 amino acids. The transcript is spliced from 6 exons. Lineage: Eukaryota; Apicomplexa; Conoidasida; Eucoccidiorida; Eimeriidae. Gene Ontology annotation, molecular function: methyltransferase activity; RNA binding.